AUGUCUGGUCCUCAUGCGACAGUGGCCGUGAGUCGGCCUCAGGUCGGCAUUGAGCGCCUCCCGGCCCGCCGGAUGAGCAACGAGCCACGCGAAUCUAUGAAUUGCAAAUCUUGUAGGAAGCGAAAGAUCAAAUGCAAUCGCCUUCGACCCGCGUGCGAGGCAUGCCAGGUUUUCCAAUGCCCUUGUAUCUAUGACGCCGUACCCAAGAAGAGAGGCCCAAAAACAGAUGUUUUGGACGCUUUGUUGAAGCGGGUGGAUGGCCUCGAGGCCAAGUUACGAGAGAAGAACGCGGAGCAAGCCUCCUCAUCUAGUUCGGCGGAGGCUACUACAGCUGUGAAAGAGGCUACAGAUGAGGAACUCGAGAAGCCACCGCACAAGCGGUUGACUGUCGAUACUAGAGCAUCCCCAACAGGAGGGGAAACCUUGGCGACUCCCGUUUCCAUCACCAAGUCAAAGGAACGAGCCCCGCCACAAGUACCGGCUGAAGCCUUGAUAGAUACCUACUUUUCUCGAUAUCAUGCGAAACCCUACCACAUCCUAGAUGAGUCCACGACUCGACAACGAGCACAGUUGGGCCAACUGCCUGACUUCCUUGCGAACGCUAUGUUCGCGGUAGCUUCAAGAUACACUGCGCACCCUGACGGAUAUUCAGCAGCGGUUAAUCUCAGCGAAGACUAUGCAGCUCGUUCGAGAAAGGAGAUUGAUGCUGAUGAACCUUCCGUGGACGGCUUACAAGCAGCACUUCUUCUGGUGAUGGCCUUCAUCGCAUCCGGGAAGGGUAGAAAGGCAUACAUGCUUCUCGCAACCGCGACCGGAAUGGCGAUGGCUCUCGAGCUGCAUCGUGAGAUGGACGACCAACGCAUGGCCUCAUCUACAGAAAAGGAGACCAGGAGACGACUGUUCUGGACUUGUUAUCUCCUCGAUCGUUUUACUGCCUGUGGCUCCAAGAGGCCAUCCCUCAUAAGUGAUAAAACUAUCAUGCUUCGCCUUCCGUCCUGGGUACCGAGCCCGUCGGCGGGAUACAUCGAGGGAGAGUUUUUCCAGGCCGGCUCCAAUCUACAUCAUUUCCAGGGAAGCGACAGAAAGUCUCAAGGCAGUACGGGUAUGCUCAUCGACAUCACCCGUAUCUUGGGGGUAACAAACAGAUACUUGGCGGCCGGUGGUGUGAGAGGCGACUCGCACUUCCCUUGGCAUUCUUUAUCAAACCUGUCCAAGAUUCGCCAAGACCUUGAUACCUGGGCUUCCGGGACCGACGACGCAUUCUCAAGCCUUGAAACGCUCUUUGGGCACCCGGACAGUACCACGCUGGUUCUUAGCAAGCUAAUCUAUCAUCUGAUCCACUGCUUGAUCUACCGCCCCUUUUUACCGAUCGACCUGUCCGAGCUUGCAGGCAACGGGCAACACGAAUCAUGGCAGAUUGAGGCAACCAACAUGUGUUUCUUGCACGCCAAUGCCAUUUCCGAACUAACAGAGCUCGGGAAGCAGACGCCAAAUCUCGAAUGGCCAGCAUUUGUAGGAUAUUGCCUCUGUACGGCAGGAACAGUGCAUAUUCACGGGGCACACUAUAGUAAACAAGGCGCAAUUGGCGAGAUGAAUGUUUUCAGUUCUUCUUCGCGAUUUCUUCCUCGAGAGAUGCAGCAUUUAAGCGAGCUGAGUUACGAGUGGGCAAGCGUUCAGCACCAUAGGGAGACACUGCAGGGCAUUUACAACGCCCACACUGAACUGGUCAAGACCCUGACUGGUAACAUGAGAUAUACCCCGAGUUUCCAUUUGGAGGACUUUUUUGAAAGGUAUUCGAAUAUCGGCGGCCUGGGCGGGCCAUCUUUUCAGUUUGAUGCAGCAAACUUGAGCCUGUCGGAUGCUGUGGUCAACUUCACCGCUGAUACCUUUCCUGGGCACGAUUUGUACGCACCGCGAACUUCUGGAGACCGAAUACAAGCAGGUUUAGCACGUGGGAGCACUGCCUCGGUCUCUUCACGAGUGGCUCUGGAUCUGAAGACAGAACACCAGCAAUUGGCAUCACCACGACGUCCAAGUUUCGCCAACCGAUCCAUGUCAACCUCUAGCUCUGCUGGCCUUGCAGCCAACGCCCACUCCGCAGUGCUUGCGGCAACAAACACCUUCGCGCCUUCACACAACCGUCACAACACAGGGCCGAUGGAAGGGAUUGACAGUCCAGUCUUGGGAAGCAGCUCAACAGAGCAAACCAGAUCUGGUCAGCCGUCCAGCUUCCCGAUCCACACCAAUACUCAAAUCAGUGCUGGCCAAGGCCUAUCGCAGGUACCAGGAGGAGGACCGUUUAGUCCCAACUACAGCUUUGGGUCCGGGGCAGGAAAUGCCGCACAGGUGCUGAUUAACGACAGCAAUGCACAGUAUGACCCGAUGUUUGGGACACUGCCCACCAAUGCCUUUAGCAGCCCAGCAGCAUGGCAUGGUGACGACACUGCCCAGACAAACAAGAUGAACUACCAAACAUCGAACAUGAAUGCUCACAGUCCUGGAACUGGAAGCAACAACGGCAGCCUCACGACCACGCAGGCGGAUGAAAAGGAUCCGUUCUUAAGCCUAUUAGAGCAGCUUGCAGAAAAUGAGCAACGAGUCAAUAAUGGAUUCAGCGAUUUGGACUUCUUCUUAACUGGAGGUGGCUCUGUUGGUUGA
Molecule: messenger RNA, 2658 nt
Organism: Clonostachys byssicola
Lineage: Eukaryota; Fungi; Ascomycota; Sordariomycetes; Hypocreales; Bionectriaceae
Source: the annotation of a GenBank genome assembly